Messenger RNA from Stomoxys calcitrans (stable fly), 399 nucleotides. RefSeq lists its product as uncharacterized. Bases 1 to 399 code for a protein of 132 amino acids. The transcript has a single exon. The record is from RefSeq and is a predicted model, not a curated record. NCBI's taxonomy places the organism in Eukaryota, Metazoa, Arthropoda, Insecta, Diptera, Muscidae.
AUGUUUACACUUGGCCAAUUCGUCAACAAUAAUACAAACCCCACACAUUUCACGUCAACCGUCAAUACACUCUUAUCUUUGUUCUUUGUCAAUAAUUCAUUGAAGAUAUCAUUGUAUGAUCAGAUUUCUGUUCCAUGUUUCUCUAAGCAUGAUCUGAUUUAUCUCGCCUACGAUUUUGAUUUGCGGGAGGAAAGGGAGGACAUAUCUUAUCGCGACUACGGUAAUAUGAAUUAUGAACAUUUAGUUGGUAUGGUCUACCAGGUGAACUGGGAUGACAUAUUUACACUUUUAACUGUCGAUCAGCAGACGGCUUUCAUGACGGAUAACAUUUUACGUCUCUAUGAUGCAACAGUUCCAAUACGGAUUAAAAUGGUUUCUGCCAAAACAAAGCCACGAUAG